GCGUACCCCAGCGGUGAGGUCGACUCCGGUCUAGCCAUCCGAGCCGUCAGUCACCCAGAAGGGGGUGGAGCUCAGAGCUGGUGUAACGUGAGCAACUGACUUCCUGUCUGACGCUGCAGUUUGGCCCCUUGGCUUUUUCUCUCUCUGUACUAGGCUACUGCCAGCCAGGACUCUCUAGGGGACGAGUACUGUUUUGACCAUUCCGACAAUGGUUUUUGACGUUUAGAGAACUGUUUCUCUAUUUUUCUGUCGGAUUUGGCACGUUUGAAUGGUUGGCGUACACUGGUGGCGAAUGCAGUCAUUUAAAACCCAUUUUCUCUGGAUGUUUUUUGUUUAUCCCUGUUGGUUGUCUGUGUCAUGCUGUGCCCUGCCAUUCCCCGCUUUUACUGCCUUUUUAAAAGACUAUUGUCUGACCUUGACAGAGUUGGUAUGACUGAAUGUAUAUUAUACCACUCCUCUAAAUGAGCUAAGGAGCCCAUUGUACAGUUACUUAGCGCUUUAUCAAUGUACAAUCUGUACAAUUAUGGUUUUGCUGCGUGUACUACUCCGUAAAGACUAACAAAAGCUAAAAGAUGUUGAACGGGAGCUAGUAGAUGCUCUUAAAUUUGCCUUUCAGAUGCCUUACUAUCAGUAAAUACACACACUGACUGAACAUGCAGACUAAUUGGCAGUCUUGCUGCAAAGCUCCCUGGGACAUAGAGAAUGACAAACAGGUGUCUCCGAGGGGGUCAUCUGACCUGGAGCGUAGGUUGUUUGUCCUGAAAAGCUUGAUGGGAACCAAGCGUUUUCAUGUCGUGGGCUGCCAGGUGGAUCCCAGGAUUUGAGAUGUAUGUAUAUCUAAUAUUAGCCCAGAGUUUCUGAUAUCCAUGUUGCAUCAGAUUGGUGGCGGAAAUGGUCUUCAUGUUUCUAAUGAGAUCCCAGUAGAGGGAGCGGUUUCAGGUAGAACCUUGGCAGUGGGAAGUUGUGAGGGAGUGUGGCUGGCAGCAAGAGACAUUCCAAUUCCCAUUAGUGCCAAUGUCUCAUACACACAUUAAGGACUUUCUGUUUAUAAUCUGAAGGUAACAUUUAUGAAUAUGUAGGUUUAAAUACUUUUUUGUUUUGUUUAAGAGGAAUAUAUUUGGUACUUUGAGACUUUGCUGUUGCUUGUAGUUGGGAUUAGAUUGGUUGUUUUCUUUUAUCACAUUUGUGUGAUAAAAGAAGGAGAAUGGAGAAUCACCCUCCAUUUUUUAAGGCUUUAGUGACAGACACAUUAGAAACACUGGGAGGUGAGGAGACACAGGGAGAACACGGGAUUCAUAUCCUUGUUUGUUUCAGAGGACUAAGGAUUACGUCUUUACAAGUGAGCACACAGCAUUGAGUGAAAAGCAAAUCUUUUCUCUCCCUCUCUAUAUUUCAGUGUGCAAGGAUCCACCCUAUAAAGUGGAGGAGUGUGGAUACGCAGGCUUCAUCUUGCCCAUUGAAGUUUACUUCAGAAAUAAGGUACAUUUAACAAUGUUUCGACCUGCAUUGCUUACUAAAGAUUGCAACCUGUAAACAUUUGGCUUAAAACCUGCUGUAUCAGAGACUAUGAUCAUCCCAUAUUGGGAGCUUUAAUAAUCUAAAAAUAGCAUUUAAAAAGUUGGUAAUGCCCCCCAAAGUGUUUUAGUUUUUUCAUUUGCGUAGUUCUUUUUACCGACUAUGAUGGUUAACACUUUCUUUGCCUUUGUACGAAAGAGGACUCUAUCAAUAUAUCAAUUUUUACCAUUUGGACUUUGGUACGCAACUGACUUCUCUCCUUUCUUUUGUUCCUACGGAUGUCCCACUGCACCUCUCAGGAAGAACCUAAGAAAGUGCGCUUCGACUACGACCUGUUCCUACACCUGGACGGCCACCCGCCUGUCAAUCACCUGCGCUGCGAGAAGCUCACCUUCAACAACCCCACGGAGGAGUUCCGCAGGAAGCUGCUUAAAGCCGGCGGGGUAUGAGAUGACAGGACUGGGGGGUGGGAGAGGGAAAUUUGACCAGGGGUGCAUCUCAAUAGUGGGUGUUUAUCCUAAUAGCCUUAAGCAUAGGUGGCCAUACUGGAUAGGUAGGCUUUUGCCCCAGCAUUGCUUGAACACCUGAUUCAGCUGUGAGAGCAGAGCUGGAGAAUAGGUCUUCAUAUCCAGUAUGGCCAACACCUGGAGAGGUAAAUUAUUAAAUGACAAAUCAGAAGUUGAAUGGAAUGAGUAGCACUUUAAAAACAUCCAGAUGACAUAAGAACUUUGACCUUGCUGGCCACGAGGUAUGAACCAUGUCGGUCGCACAUCAGGCCAGCUAUUGGCAGGCGAAUGGGCUUAUCAGGCCAGCCAUUGGCAGUCAAAUGGGCUUAUCGGAACUACUGUCAUGACGUUUUACAACCGGAACUGAGUGCUUUUGAUUUAGUUUUUUUCUUUCUUCCCACUGCCCUCCCGAGAGCCUUGAGUGCCCACAUAGAAAUGUCAAUUUCGGAAUUUAUUUGUUUUUUUCAGUGGACAAUAGCUUCAGGAACAUAUGCAAUUUGCAAGGUCAUGGGUGUGUUUUUAUUUUUAGCUGGCCACUGCCAUGCUAAUUCCAGUAACACACCAAUGCUUUUUGUCUUUGCGCAUGACAUCAUACACCUUAAUGUCUACAGGCCUUUUCAGAGGAAACAAAUAAGAUUGGAAACGGAUGCGCUGACUGACAUGGUUUAAUUAACAAGGGACUGGUUUGCCAGAGCGACAUUUAUUCAGCCUACUCGGGAGGUUUUGAGGCCUUCUCCAAUAGAGCUGAUUGGUGUGUGUGCACUAACAUGCUUUAUGUGUCCUUCACAGCAACGGGAUCCUCACAAAAGAAGUUCGGAAGACUCUCAAGUAAGACUAAUCAUGUGAACUGUAACAUUCUCCUUCUUCCAAUAGAGAUGUUUACACAUACUAAUGUGUUGAUACUGAAGCUGCAAUGCUAUUGGUCACUCACUAUGACAUUCAACGAUUGGAUCUGACAAUAUAGACUUCUAUCCAAGACCUGUAUCCAAUAUGCACAUUUGGGCAAGCUUCUAUUAUAUCUGAGACUUUCCCCAUGUUGUUGACCCAGUGUUUCCCCUACCAUUGUAAAGGCAGAACCCACCCCGCCUAGCUCUGUUAUCCUCCUCCUAAAAGAGUUUGACGUCUGUUUGUUUCAUUUGGAGAGAGGUUAAUGGAAAGACUGGAAGGUAGGGAUAGUUGUAUCAAAGGAAAUGCUUACUGAGUAGUUUUGGUGCUGACUCACAGCAGAUCAGUUCAACCUCAGAGAAACGGGCCUCAUGUUCCCAGUGUAACUUUAACCCUUUGUUUACCUCUUGCCGCUAAGCAAGACAUGAAAUGUCUUUAUUCUUCCCUCGGCUGCUAUGUUGAAGUGACACCAAACAAACGCACACUCAAAUUUAGACACACAGGGAAGCAGCUGUGUUGUCUUUUCUUUGCUCGCGCGUGCUCACUGUCAUUCCAUGCAAAGUAAUGACUGUCUGUGAGCGGUUCCAGGAAUAACGUGCCGUGUUAAGUGGUCGAGGAUCUUUUUUUGAGGAGGGUUGCUGCUCUUGGCAUCGACAAGAACACUACAAUAAUCCGUUAGCCUUAAUACUUUUUUUUUUCCCCCAAACAAAAGCAGUCUUUAGUUUUACACAGAAGCCACUAUAAUAAGCAGGAAUUAUGAAACUGUUCAAUUGAUGCGGUACUUGAUAUUCAAAUAGAUUCAUAAAGCUCUUCACUCCCAGACCAUGUGAGCACAAAAUAUAAUACAAUAGAAAACUGUUUUCCACAUCAGGACAAUCUCAUUCUGAUAAUUUCUCUGCUGUUUAUAUUGCAGUGUGUUAUUACUAUAUAAUUUUUCUUCUGUUGUAGGUUUGAUUCCCACAGGCUACAUUAUAUAUGAAUUAUGUGUCCCUAUGAUCUUUAGGUGACUUUGGAUGAAGGUGUUGGCUAAAUGACCCCGUUUUACUUCCAGGUGAUGGUAAUGCAGGAGGGCUCCACAUCUCUGUUCGGCCAGCACCUCAAGCUGCCCACCCUCCCCAGCAACUCCCUGACAUUGACCUUCUCAGACGCUAAGAAAAGCAAGGCCUUCCCAGGGUCAAAGGUCAGUGGCGGUCUCCAGGUACAGACCAGGGCUAGACCGACACCACCUCUCCUCAACCCCUCCCUUCCUCUUCCCAAAGAAUUCCCACUUCAUCAAACACCCCCCCCCAAAAAAAAAUUAAUAAUAAAUAAACGCAGCAUACUUGGCUAGGUUCAAGGAUGUUGAGGGUAUUUAAACUCUGUGGAUUUUCAAAAGACGUUCAACUCGGGCCACAUGCCACGAGGCCACAUGGUCCUAUUCUCAAUGACUUCCACAGACACACUGGGGUCCCAUGCUACCAAUGACGGUUAUAGCACCGCCCAUAAUGUAUCAAUUAGGCAGUAUAUAAAAGUCACUUUAGUUUUAAAGCCUGUUGAAGCUUGGUACACAUCAGUGUUUCAUUGUGAUGCAGUUGUUCUCUAGCGGUCUCAGAAAGCCGAUUUUUAGAUGCAUAUGUGGUAUUAUCCGUCAUGGCCGUAAAUCAUACAUGUCAAUAAACUGGCAUGUUGCUUCUAUUUAGGCCCUUUAAAUGGUAUCAUUUACCGCGGCCUGGAAGAGCCCACUCCGGCAGGGCUGGGUUACGAGAGGCCCAGUGCACAUGGAAACGGUUUCCAAUCCAAACAGACUGUGUGUGUGUGAUGGAUUACUGAUGGAGCAGAGAGGUCACACACGCACAGUAGUUCUACCAUUAUCUUCUACUAACGUCCAAUGGCAACCCACCUACUGUUGUCUCCUCUCCCUCCGGUUCACUUGUACCCGACAUGGCUUUUUGAAGUGUUAAUGAUUUGCUAUGGGCAGUCUGUCGAGUUUUACUUGAAUGUAAGUGCGUUGUUAUAGGCGAAACAAAACUACCAAAACUCAAUUGUUGCACAUUACUCAUUGUGCUGUUUUGGAGUUAAGAACAAGUUAGUUUCUCAAUUGCCUUGACAGUUAUAAGGUGCAUAAGCAGCUUUGAAAGUAAUAUUCUCUGUACAUAGCGCUAAGUAGCAGGUCAUUGUAACAAGUAGAAUGCAGUAAAGUGUAUGAUUCACACAUCCAUAUACUCUAUGUGGAGUACCUAGUACCAGUGGGGGGGGGGGGGGGUUUGGGUGCUGUUUUUGUGGCCAGUUAAUGUAUUGGAACUGUUAUUGGUGAAGAGCAUCACUUUCAGACCAGUAAAACUUUGCGAUAAACGGCCUUUAAAGUUUUUGGCCCUGGGGACGUGGGGGGUGGGCAGCCAGAGUGUUUGUUGGGGUGGGGGUUGGUGGGAGUAGUUUUGUGUGAGCGGGUUAGCAGCUUUACGUCCAAAAGGUCCUAGGGUCAGGAGCAAAAUAAAAGGGUUUUGGAGGUAGUUUAGGCAGGUCGUAACCCCCCCCCCCGUCCGUCUAGACUUGCUUAAUGGCUAUAUGGCAUUGAUGAAAUAUUGACGUGAGGCCAGCAGGCGUGACCCCGGGACAAACAGCCUGUGUCGUUUAGUUAGAGAAAAGAAAAUGCACUGGCUUUAGUCGCUUCCAUCUCCAGGUUUGCUCACCGGCCGCGCCACUUUUAAGGUCGCACUUACAGCUGUUGAGUCUUCCCUCCCUUCCCCCACAUUCUGGACAAAACAAGUUCACAGCUCUCUUCUCAAGUAAACCUUAUUUUCUUUUCUUCUAGAAUAGACUUGCUCUUUAUUGACCGAGUAGUACUGAGCCCCAGAGUGGCAAAAGGGCUUUCUCUAAAUGAACACUAAGUAUUAAGACUCCUUUUUAAAAUGCCAUGACCAGACCAAACCUUUUCUUUGCUCAUUUAUUUGUCAGGGGCGUAUUGAUUUGAGCAUUGUAAUCAAGCCUUCUGCGCUGGAAGCCAAGUAAAUACUCCCCAGUAGUGUGAUUUCUUUUUUCUCUCGAUUUAUUGACCCCAACAAAUCUCACUGGUGGCAAACCUCAAAUUGUAUCAUCCCUAACACUUUUCCUGGAUAUCUAGUCAACAGUUGUGGUCUAGACUAAUUAAAGUGGUAUAUAGAAAAGCCAUUGAGGUCAAAAAUGUAAUUUUAGGCCCUUACCGUCUGCUAUGGAUCCAGGGAGUUACAAUUAGCUGAGGUCUUCGACAUGUUGACGAUUAGCAACAAAGUGGGACAAACAGACUAAUUAGGUGUUUGCCCCAUCGUGUCCACUGACCCUGAGGCGGGAUUUCUCCAUCUUCCCUCUUGCCAGUGUGCAAUCCUCAUAGUGUUAGUUAGGGCUGAACUAACCUUUCGUUAUGUACAUAGCUUGUGGGGGCUAUAUUUAAACCAAAUGGUAGAACUUGUUAUUCUGAUAAUCACUUAUGGAAUGUUUAAGAUCUUUCACUAACUAUCAAUAAACUGUUCAACUAUCCAUUAAACCUAAAGGUAGCUCAAAACCCAACUUAACCUAAGACGUUGUUGAUGCAUAUAAGUUGAUAGCUUGAUCGACCAUCUAUAGGAGACUAUCCAAAUAAAUUGAGACCUAAUCUUUGUGCUUUUUGCCGCAGGACGGUUUCAAAGGAACUGACUCCCUCCUCACCACAACCACCACCACCAGCAGCAGCUCAUCCAAGCUCCACAAACCCUCCAAGGACCACAAGGACAAGCCUUUGAAAGAGCCCAAAAGUGCCUUCAGAGACUGUGGCAGGGAACCAAGCAAAGCCUCCAAAGAUUCAUCCAAGAAACCUAAAGAGAACCAGCCUCUUCUUCGGGACAACCCCCCCAUCCCCAAGAUGGGCUUCAAGGAGCCCAAGGCCAUGUCCAAGGAGCACCGGCAGGAUGGGGGCUACUCGCACGGGGCUGGGAAUGGGACAGGGACUAACAAGCGACUGUCCAUCACCGACGGCGAGGACCACCUGACCAAAAAGCGCAAGAAGGGCUUCUCGGAGUUGACGUUAAAGCCGUCGGGGGGCUCGUUGCUGCCGCACCCACAGUCCCACUACUCGGAGAAGAAACUGCUGAAGGACAAAUCCCAGGUGCGGCCCGCUAAACUGCGGGUGGACGGUGGCGAGGCGCUGGGGGAGCGCAGGAAGGCGCCGACGCUACCGCCGUUCUCGGAGCUGACGGACGCCAACGACUCGGACAUGGAGGACAAUAUGUCCACCAAAUCAGAUGUGAGUGGAGCCUAUAUGUAUUUUGUGUUAGUGGGUAGGUUAGUGCUGUCUGUCUUGACCACAUUGGAAAUAAGAGUUUAAUUAUCCUUUCAUGUCGUCUGGGUUCUACUGUGAAAAGAUGUUAACCUAAGUUUAAAAAAAGGAUUGCUUCAGGGAUGAGCAAUUCCGGUCCUCAAGGCCAGUGUCUACUAGUUUUUGUCCCUUCCUUCAAAUCAGUGAGUGGUGAAACCAGGUGUGACCUUGGAAACCAGGUGUACUUUUGGAGCUAUGAAGUGUGUCCAUUUUGUUUUUGCUACUGUUACGGCUUCACAUUCAGGAACAACCGAUAGGAAUCAAUCUUCCUCUGUAGCAUUUUUACACAUUACCAUAUGAGUAUGCCCAUAGAGCCUACUGGACUGUUUAGUAUUAGGAAGCAGAGUGGAGGUUCUGCCUGGUGCAGGAAGAAGGUUAUUGAAUCCUCUGGUUUUAAAAGUGGGUCUGUUCUGUUGGUCAGUCUCAUCCUCCACAUGACCAGGCAAUAAAGAUCUAAUGACAGAGUCCAAAGGGGUGGCUCAUAAACAUGGUUGGUGUUCAGCUGCAGAGGGGCUGCUUUUGUUAGGACGGUAACAGGAAAUGGAUACCUCCUAAACCACCACCACCCCACCUCCAUGAAUUUAACUCCCAGUGCCCCAUUUUGACAAAGCCAAAAAAGCUGCCCAUGCAAAGCAACGAUAAUGUUUGCAGGUUUAGAAUGUUGUUCUGCUAGAUCCAGGUUGCAUGAGUAACUGUUGCAUUCUGAAGACAAUUUCUUUGUGCAAUUUAGUUCAAUUUGCUACUCUGUGCAAAGGAUUAGAGAGCUGGGAAAUAUUUUUUUACAGAUCACAGUCUAGUUCCUUUGUCAGUGUCAAGAUGGGAAUAACGGAGUCAUAUUUAGACCUUGAGAUAAAUCAGUAGGCCUUUCAGAGGGUUGCCAGCUCCUCACACGUUCAGUAAAGAAACUCAACAAAGUGGGGACUGUUAUUAGCAGAAAAGCAAGCUGGGAGAUUUACGGUUUUACGGCACCCAAGGAGAAUGCAAAAGGACGCCAGGAAUAGCCAAGGGCUCUUCAAUCUUUUGCCUUUAGAAAGGAGGAAAAAGGGUGGUAAACAUUCUGCAUUUAUGUCAGAAAGCAUCUCAUUGUCUUUCUCCAUUUGCUUUCAAAUGUUCUCUUUCAUGGCCAUGGUGUGUUCACCGGCCCCUUUACAAAUACAUUACAUACACCCAUAGGCGCGAAUCUCCCAUAACCGUUUCCCCGCCAGAACCAGCAGAGCCAUUGCAGCCAAACGUGUGCGUGUGGUGGUGGUGAGAGGGAGGAAUUUGCCCUACAGGAAUAUGGUCAUAAAUGGGAAGUGGGGUGGGUGCAGGGCGAGUGGAGACAAAUGCCAGGUGCUCGGUCCUCCACGAGCUGCCUUGACGACUCUGGUGGCCCAGUCCUGGAUAUCCCUGCACACGCCUAACAUGAGCCUUCAUUUGAUCUGGGCUUCUGCCACGCUGUGUAGGCCUGGGGGAAACCAAGAACCACCAAAGGGGAGGAAGGAAGUAGGGAGGAAGUAACAAGAAGAGAAAGUCUAAUGAAGGCCCCACAACUACACAUGGGUAGAUCAUAUGAACAGACUUGUAGUUUAGGCUAACUUCUGUCAUGUAAUUGAGACACAGGCUCAGUGUCAUGGAUUUGUGUCCUUCAGUAUAAGCAUUGGCCUACUAUUGCACAACAGUACACACAAGUACUGUACAAGUACAAGUUGGUCCCUCAUCGAUACAAAAUGUGUAGGCUGUGUACACUGCACAUGUUGCAUGCCUUCCUGAUCCUUUCUCAGCACAAUAGUGGUGGUUUGUGGUUGGUUUUGUGUUUGUGGAGUGCUACAUGUCCACGAGUUAAACAAAGUCAUUUUUGUUAGAUUGACCUACUACAUGACCAAACUGAAAGCUCACAGCACCUUAAUUCACAUUGAAAUGACCUUGUUUGCUCAACCUCCCACUGAAUCGAGAGCAAAAUAACUGACAUUUUGGCCAAGUCCAGCGAUGUUCAUCUUGUGCCUGAAUCUCACUUCAAAUAAAAUUGGGCCAAAUACAACAGGUGUGGACUUUACCGUGAAAUGUUUACUUACGAGCCCUUUCCCAACAAUAUAGAGUUAAAAAGUAUGAAAAAUGUGCUAAACAUGAAAUAGUCACACAAUACAAUAACGAGACUAUAUACAAGGAGUACCGGUACCGAAUCAAUGUGCAGGGGUAAGAGGUAGGGUAAUUGAGGUAAUAUGUACAGUUGAAGUCGGAAGUUUACAUACACCUUAGCCAAAUACAUUUAAACUCAGUUUUUCACAAUUCCUGACAUUUUAAUCCUAGUAAAAAUUCCCUGUCUUAGGAUCACCACUUUUUAUUUUAAGAAUGUGAAAUGUCAGAAUAAUAGUAGAGUGAAUUAUUUCUUUCAGCUUUUAUUUAUUUCAUCACAUUCCCAGUGGGUCAGAAGUUUACAUACACUCAAUUAGUAUUUGGUAGCAUUGCCUUUUUAAAUUGUUUAACUUGGGUCAAACGUUUCGGGUAGCCUUCCACAAGCUUCCCACAAUAUGUUGGGUGAAUUUUGGCCAAUUCCUCCUUACAGAGCAGGUGUAACUGAGUCAGGUUUGUAGGCCUCCUUGCUCGCACAUGCUUUUUCAGUUCUGCCCACACAUUUUCUAUAGGAUUGAGGUCAGGGCUUUGUGAUGGCCACUCCAAUACCUUGACUUUGUUGUCCUUAAGCCAUUUUGCCACAACUUUGGAAGUAUGCUUGGGUUCAUUGUCCAUUUGGAAGACCCAUUUGCGACCAAGCUUUAACUUCCUGACUGAUGUCUUGAGAUGUUGCUUCAGUAUAUCCACAUAAUUUUCCUUCCUCAUGAUGCCAUCUCUUUUGUGAAGUGCACCAGUCCCUCCUGCAGCAAAGCACCCCCACAGCAUGAUGCUCCCACCCCCGUGCUUCACGGUUGUGAUGGUGUUCUUCGGCUUGCAAGCAACCCCCUUUUUCUUCCAAACAUAACGAUGGUCAUUAUGGCCAAACAGUUAUAUUUUUGAUUCUUCAGACCAGAGGACAUUUCUCCAAAAAGUACGAUCUUUGUCCCCAUGUGCAGUUGCAACCCGUAGUCUGGCUUUUUUAUGGCGGUUUUGGAGCAGUGGCUUCUUCCUUGCUGAGCGGCCUUUCAGGUUAUGUCGAUAUAGGACUCGUUUUACUGUGGAUAUAGAUACUUCUGUACCUGUUUCCUCCAGCAUAUUCACAAGGUCCUUUGCUGCUGUUCUGGGAUUUAUUUGCACUUUUUGCACCAAAGUACGGUCAUCUCUAGGAGACCAAACGUGUCUCCUUCCUGAGUGGUAUGACUGCUGCGUGGUCCCAUGGUGUUUAUACUUGCAUACUAUUGUUUGUACAGAUGAACGUGGUACCUUCAGGCGUUUGGAAAUUGCUCUCAAGGAUGAACCAGACUUGUGGAGGUCUAAAUUUUUUUAUACAUCCACAGGUACACCUCCAAUUGACUCAAAUGAUGUCAAUUAGCCUAUCAGAAGCUUCUAAAAAGCCAUGACAUAAUUUUCUGGAAUUUUCCAAGCUGUUUAAAGGCACAGUCAACUUCUGACCCACUGGAAUUGUGGUAAACAAUUGUUGGAAAAAUUACUUGUGUCAUGCACAAAGUAGAUGUCCUAACCGACUUGCCAAAACUAUAGUUUGUUAACAAGAAAUUUGUGGAGGGGUUGAAAAACUAGUUUGAAUGACUCCAACCUAAGUGUAUGUAAACUUCCAACUUCAACUGUACAUGUAGGUAGGGGUAAAAGUGACUUGGCAAUCAGGAUAAAUAAUAAACCGUAGCAGCAGCAUAUUUGAAGCGUGUGAAAGUGUAUGUAGCGUCAUUACUAUUGAGCGUGUGUGUGUUGGAGCGUUAGUGUAAUAUGUGUGGGUAGAGUCCUGUGAGUGUGUAUAGAGCCGGCGCAAGAGAGUCAGCGCAAAUAACUGGUGGCUUCGGGAGACUCUGAGAGGAGAGGGUAGAUUGAUGGGGGCAUCCUAAUACUAAAGUCCCGUUUAUUGUCCUAUAAGAGGUCUGCUUUGGUGGCUUUGAGCAAGGCAAGACAAAAGCCCCUAAAGCAGAAUGGCUGUGAGAUUUACGAUGUACUGACGAAGCCCGGGCCCAUAAACCAAUAGACCAGCUGUGUGUUGUUUGUUGUCGGAGGUGACUGCCAUUGAAGUUUCCAUACCUUUUGUCCCCACUUCUCUCUCUCUCUGUACCUAGAAAGGAAUGGUGGAUGUUUCUUGGGGGCCUUCUGUCUAUUGGGAAGAGAAGUCGUUAAAACAAGUUGUUUAUCAGUUGGGCUGAUGAAAGUUUCCCUUCGCUGCAGCACAGGUAAAGAAACAUAUGCUGCAAAGUGGAUAUAACUGCACCACUAGGGACAUACUGUAUUUAAGACGUUUCACCUAUGUAUUUUCUUGAUUUUAGUUAUUGUUAGAUGACUGCAAACACACCUGCCGCCACCAUGCGAGAGUUUGUCACAUGAACGAUGUUCUGUUGCUGCAGCUUUUGCAAAAGUAACUUUUGAACCAAGACAUCUGUAGGUUUCCUGGUUUAGGUGCAAAUCAUAUGUAUGCAAAAAAUAUAUUUAAAAAAUACAAUUUGCAUGCGCAUGCUAUGAAAAUUGACAUCUAAGAUGUGGCGGUUCUUACUCGGACCACGUGAGGUCCAUUUACUCAGUCUCUGUCAGGGUCUUUGACUCCAACACACUAGAAGACCUGAAAUGAUUCUGAAUGAAGGCUAAUCUUUGGCUCUCGUCUCUUCAUUGACUAAGUCUUUGGAUCUGAGAAAAGUUCAUAAACUGUAACAAGGGUAUACGGUUUCAGAGCCUGGGGUUAGAGAGAGCUCUCUUUGGCAGCCCGGGCCCUUAGAUUAAGAGGCUGUAUCCCCAUAGCCAGGGAAGCGAUUAUUCUGGCCCGUGAUUUGUGGCUGCUCGCAAGCCUCUAGAAUUUGAAUGGAAUUCCAUCCCGUGUUCCCCUUGCUCCCCUAUGUAGUGGAGGGAAGGUUUUCCCAGGGCUGGACCGUACUAAGCAAGUCAGUCGCUUUGAUUCGAGUUGCUGUCUAAGCCUUAGCCUCUACAGUCAGCAGACAUACAGACAGAUACACACAUCCUGGAAGUUGCAUGUCAUAGUGUUGGAGUAGAUGUAUCUUUACUUGGUGUGGUGUCUCAGGGCCACAGAUCAGACAAGAAAAUGAUCUGUCAUUUAGCUUCAAAGUGACCUUCCCCUCGGUCUUCCACAUGAAUGAGGUUUAAAGCACCCAGGUACACAACCAUGUGGUCACACACACACACACACACACACACACUGGAAACAUCACACACUUGGCUGCAUUGUCUGUCAUUGCCUAUUUAUUCUGCUGGAGACUGUAUUGUAUGGAGGACUAAAAGUGCCACAAUUAAAUAAAUAAAUACACCAUUAAAUAAUUACUUAAAUGUGUCAUUAAUUAAUUAAAAUUAGAAUUAAAUACAUAAAUGUGUAAUUAAAUGUAUCAUUAAUUAAUUCAAAUACCGAUUCAUUUUAUGUAAAAUACAUAUAUAAUUAUUUCACUAUUUACAUUUACAUUUCAUGAUCCUGCAUUGCAGUGAUUCAUGAAUUACUUCAAACUGUCAAACUGACCCAUCAAAGUCAGUGGGCGGGGCUAACGCGAAUCUAGUCUGAUCCAUUGCUUUGGUCUGAAGUAGAGUAGGCCAACCUGGAUAGAGACAAUGGAGGAUCUCCGUGAACUUUCCAGGGAGUUGGUUAGAGACAUUUUAAACUUAGCAGAGGAUGUAGAAGCAGGACCUGCUGACAUUAUCCGGAAUUGAUUUGUCUUGGCUUGAUGCAGAGGGUAACCAAUCAGGCGUUAGGUUCCGCCUACCAACUUUUGAUGGGUCAGUUUGACAGUUUUAAGUAAUUCAGGAAGCACUCCAACGCAGGACCAUGAAAUGUAAAUGUAAAUAGUGAAAUUAUUAUAUAUGUAUUUUACAUAAAAUGAAUCGGUAUUUGAAUUAAUUAAUGACACAUUUAAUAACACAUUUAUGUAUUUAAUUCUAAUUUUAAUUAAUUAAUGACACAUUUAAGUAAUUAUUUAAUGGUGUAUUUAUUUAUUUAAUUGUGGCACUUUUAGUCCUCCAUAGUAUUGUAGUCUAGCCCAGGAAGGCACUCAUAGGAUGCACUCCUAGACACACAGUACUAUCGUACAUAGACCUCUGCUGGAGAAUUGGAAAAGUCAAAAAAAAAGUGUGUUGGCUUUUAGUCAUCAGCUCUGUUUCUCCCUACAAAUCGGUAUUGGGAUCGUCCAUGAAAAACCAAUUUUAGCUGGGUUUGAAAUUAAAAUGUCAAAAUACAAAUAUUUAUUUUUCUUUAUUUUAGUUUUACCCCCCCCCACACAAUUUUGAUCUUGUCUCAUCGCUACAACUCCCCAACAUGCUUGGGAGAGGCGAAGUCAUGCGUCCUCCGAAACAUGACCCGCCUAACCGCUCUCCUUAACACCUGCCAGCUUAACCCGGAAGCCAGCCGCACCAAUGUCGGAAACACCGUUCAACUGGCCCGCCACAAGGAGUCGCUAGAGCGCGAUGAGCCAUUUUUCGCGCAUCAUGUUCAAAUCAUUUAAGUGACUUUGCUGAGUUUCACAAUCAAUUUUGUAUAGUUUCGGAUGAUAUGGACAUGAUGCGGUGAAAAGGGCAUAUCGGUCUCAUAGUCCCAGUCGGUAUUAGAUAGAACGACAUGGCCCUGCCCUCCUGUGGGGAAAACAACCUGUGGUUACCCCAUUGGCUCACAGCAGAAACCUUUUCAAACGCAAUUUUCUUGUCUGCUUGUUUUAGUCAAUUUUCAAAACUAUAUUUAAGAAAAGUACAACAUGUCUAAAGAUUACUUUUCAACAUUGCCUGAUCCUGAGUGUUCUCACUAGUUAUAACGGUGCUAGCAGCCAUGUGAGUGCUAGCUAGCUACCACCCGGAACAUUAAGCUAGCCAAGACCAACAGCACAAGCUAACACUAUACAGCUACAAGUAGUGAGUGGAGUUACAAACAGACUACAGUAAUCCCUCGUUUAUCGCGGGGGUUACGUUCCGAAAAUGACCCGCGAUAAGUGAAAUCCGCGAAAUAGAAAACUUUUUUUUUUUUACAAUUAGCAACUAUUACAUGUAUACAAAUACAGUGACUCACGUGUAGGCCGUUUCGUCGACAUUAUGGGUUUAGAAGAUGUUCGAAAUUACAAGAUAAUUUGGCCAACUUAAUGUAAAUUUGCCAAGCUGUUUUAUGUACGUACACAUAACUGCACGAGACGACAAAAUGAUAGCACAAUUCGUAGCAUGUUUUGAUACAAGAAGCGGGAGUGAGUUUUUAGCGAAUCAGAAUGCAGAGCACAAUGCACCAAAAAAAAAAAAAAAUGCAUUAUGAAAAUCCGCGAAAUAGCGAAUCCGCGAUAAGUGAACCGCGAAGUGGCGAGGGAUCACUGUAUACUAAACAAGGUAAAUGUUUUACCUGUGAUAAAAGGUUUAUACCCAUAGCUACUUGUAGCCUACUUUGACAAAGGGUCCCCACAUUUCUCACUCUCCCACACCGAAUAGCUUAAAUUAACAGGGCUCUUCUCACAGGCUCUAUUUCCCUACGUGGGAGCAUUGCGAACCGUAGGUUGGGAUUUUUUACCUGGUUACAUGUACGGCAUGUUUAGUUAUUUCUGUAUAACAAAAAAUCGACAAAGUUUGCUCUUUUACAGUAGGGGUCAAUGGGAAAGAAUGUUUGUUUUCCCCAAUUUGUGUGCGUGGUCGAGGGGAAUAUCGACUCUGAGUAUGACUUGAAUGGGAUUUGUUCCACAUUCUAAAACGUUAGCAUGUGGAAACAGUGCCAGGAAAACUAAACCAAAGCAUGGAUUGCUGUCAUACCAUGCCCAUGGACUACUUACAUGGUAAGACAACCAUUGUGUCAUUUGGCUGAACUAUCCCUUUAAUUCCUUUUUCUGUCAGUCUUCCCUGCUUAUUUACAUUAAAAUAUUGCGGGGAUGAGUUGUGGCUGAUUUCUUGAGAUAUGGAGGCCGUAACCAAUGAUGACUUAGCACGUUUGGCAUAACCCACACAAAGUGCUUCAAGAGCCAGCUAAAAUAUAACACUGACAAAUAAUACUCUUGACUUUAGUUUAGACUCUUUUUACAAUGGUAGUGGGAAUUUAAGCAGUUUGGCUAUUUGAUUCUGUGUUUUAUGUUUAGCUAGUGGCUGGUUCUCUUGCAUCUUGUUGUCAGCUGUUGCAUCACACACGGUUGCCGUCUGUCAGUUUUGAUUGAAGUCACUUUUUCAUUAGCUUUAAAAAAAGUAAUGUACCAUUUUACAACAUGGAGGCUGCUUUGCUAUUACUCAAGGUAGGGUGACGGGUAAGGGAUAGGCCUCGGUAAUCUCCAGCUCUCUCCUCUCUCCUUCACUCACGCUCUCUACUUCUCUCUCGCCUUCACACCAUCUCUUUUUAAUUCACUCUCUCUGGGACACAGCACGAAUGCCAGACCAGAUGAUUUUAACGUGGCUCUCUCCACAAGUGCUGAAAUCCCCUUUAUAAUUUUUUACAAGUGUCUCGUUUUUGGCUGGACAACCAAAGACUGAGAGAAAAGCCUCUUGAUUUACAACCAAGGCCUCUGACCAUGCAUUUGAUGCCGGUGAGACACCCAGACAGACAAACAGGCUGUAAAAUGCUCCAAAAAGAAAGGGUGAGACAAAACAUCAAAGAUUCCCACAUGACUCUGCGGACCCCACAGGGGGGCUUGAUUUUAAUGGGCUUACCCCCCCCCCACUUGCCAGCAUCAAUACUCAGCCCAGAUCUUGGUAGAAGUGAGGGGAGGAGUUUUUUUUGUGUGUGUGGUAAUGGAAGUUUUUUGACACUUCCCCAAUUUGGAAUGGACAUCGUACACAGCCUUGCAGCACACCUCACAGGCCAGACAGGAAACCGAAGCCCCGCCAUAUCCUCCAAUUCAAUGAAUUACUUAUUUGUUGCCUCAGGAAAAGAGCUUGUCUUCUCUAUUCAGGCUCCAUUCGGUUUUUAAAUCCACCGUUUCUUUGUUGCAACAGGUGUAUUUAUAAGACUGCCCUAUAAAGCGUUUAGAAGCUGAAAACAUUUUGCAUCAGUCCUGUCCUGGUUGUAAAUCACUGCUUUGUGCUGCCUUGGCUGGAGGGCCAGAACACUUCUGUGAGUUGGGUAUUGUUCAGGAGACCCAGGCCUGGUUCUUCCAAGGGGUCAUCUGAGAGGAAUGUAAACAAAUUAAUUCAGAUUAACUUUAAUGGCUUCUUCAGAUUUCUUUUUGUGCAGCCUUCCAAGGAGGAUUAAGUUAAUGGUAACUUGCAGAUGUUCAUCUCUUUCUCUCCUGAAAGGAACUAUCAGCUUUAGCCCCUUUUGCGCUGACUUAAAACACAGUGGCAAAAUGUACAACUUUUUGUUGUAGACCGACAUUGAUAUGAAAGUUGGUGUAAUAGGUAACACAGACCUUCUGGUGUAAUUUGGAGCGUAGUAGAUGGGUACACCUCCCUGGUACUAUAAUGAGUGUCAUGAUAUGACAAGGCAUGAUCUCAUGAUGUCCUCUGUAGAGCCUCUUUAUUCAUACACCCCCUCCCCUUUUUGUUCACUCAAAUUGUCUCGGUUAACAAACUGCCAUCAAUCGGUACCAUGUUCAAUCAGUGAUUAGGCCAUACAUUAAGGAAGGAAGGAGGCAUUUUCAAGGUAUUGGAACUGAGCCAUUGCUCAGCCACACGUUAGCAUUUCUACAGUGAAGAGACAGUGAAUGUUGUGCGCGUGCGUUGUAAAUACCGGAGCCCCAGCUAGUAAACCUGUCACAUUCUCUCCUCAGUGGCCCUGCCAGGGUUUUCAUCUCUGCCACCGGGGUGCCAAGCCUGCCUACAGAGCCCUGUCUUCCUAAGGAUUUAAUGCACUUAAUAGGCUUUCUGGACUCAUAUUAGCUGUUAUUGCAGCCUAUAACCAUAAGCCCAAUAGGAACUGCACUAAGGAGAGAUUGAAUGGUUGGGAGAUCCACAUAUCUAGUAGAAAAGUUGUGGAUGAAUCCCAAGUGGCGCAGCAGUGCUAGAGGCGUCACUACAGCCCCUGGUUCGAUGCCGGGCUGUAUCACAACCCAGACGUGAUCGGGAGGCCCAUAGGGCGGCGCACAAUUGGCCCAGCGUUGUCCGGGUUAGGGGAGGGUUUGGCCGGGGGGGGGCUUUACUUGGCUCAUCGUGCUCUAGUGAUUCCUUGUGGUGGGCCGGGCGCCUGCAGGCUGACCUUGGUCGUCAGGUGAACAGUGUUUCCUCCGACACAUUUGUGCAGCUGGCUUCCGGGUUAAGCGGGCGAGGUGUUAAGAAACGCAGUUUCGGAGGACUCAUUACUCGACCUUCGCCUCCCGAGCCCGUUGGGGAGUUGCAGCGAUAAAACAAGAUCAAAAUUGUGAUCAAUAUGUUUUUCUCAUUAGAAUUGGUUUGUAUGAAACUUGGUCAGCAUGAUGGCUCUGAAUAGGACCAAAUUCACAACAGACCGCUAGAGUUGUUGAUAUGGGCGUGCAACUGUAUGAAUGUAAUUUGUGGAUGGGUAUGCGGGAGCUUAAUUGGGAUUUUCUAGACUACCUGGCUUGCCCCAGAAAUGUGUUGCCUUUUGCAUGUGGGAAUUGAACAGAAUUCCCUUUAUAUUGAGAUGCUGCAGUCUACCUUUCGAUGGCUGCCUUCCUGCCCAACUGUGUGACAGUUUGCGUGUGUGUUUUGUGGGGCGUGAAUACUGCUCUCAACCUUAUGAUGGUAGAUUUACAACGCUUCACUAGGUUUGGGUUUGACAAGCCCAGAUUUACGGUGGAAGCAAGCACUGUUAAGCCUUUUAGGAUGGACGAUAAUGUAGAUAAUUGGACUAACUUUUUGAUCUCCAAUCACAUUUUAUUUGUCACAUGUGCCGAAUACAACAGGUGUAGACCUUACAGUGAAAUGCUUACUUACAAGCCCUUAACCAACAAUGCAAUUUUAAGAAGACCCCCCCCCCCCCCCCCCCCCCCCAGAGUCUGCAGUGUGGGCUGCGGACUCUUAUGCUUUUCUCGCUCAGUGUUUUGUGUACAGUGUUUGCACCCUACCCAAGGGGCUUUGCACUCUGUGAGCACUGGCUUUUGUUCAUUUGCCAUGUAGAAGAGCUCUGAUAGUGUAUGGGUCUCUGAUCUCUCUCUCUCUCUCCCUCUCUCCUCUUCCCAGUCGGAGCAGCCCAGUCCAGCCAGUUCAAGUUCCAGUUCAGGCUUUGCAGCCAGCCACAAACGCCAAGGUAACACCACACUUUUCUCCAGAUCACAUGGAAAUGACAAUCAUUCUUUUUUUAUUGGCCACCACAAAGGGGGUAUAACAUGUUGCAUCUCUUCCCCUCACUCAUACGUUGUGUUUUUGUUCCAUGGACACAGUGGCCGAAUUCGUCCGCAGGAAGGUAGGGGCCGUCCCUGGCCCAGCCCACACAGGUAACCUCACACUUGACUACACAGUCCUUGGAUGGAAUCACAAGACUGGGCAUGAUGAGUUUAGUCACUAUAAAAUGAAAUCCAUAAUGAACGUUCUCUCUCUACACACAGUGUUGGGUCCCCUUCGUUCGAUAAUUCACGACCUGCACUCCGACGACAACGAGGAUGAAUCGGAGGAGGAGGACGAUGACAACGACAUGGACUCUGACCUGGAGCGACCAAUGCACACGCACAUGACGCACCGCCAACGCCGGUAGGUAGCGCCGUUAAGCAAGGCUCUUCAUCUCAAAAUAGCUUCAGGGACGCUGCUCUGACCUUGUGCUGUUUCUAGUCUCUUGUGUGGUUCUUCGAUUGGAUAAAAAACAAUCACAAAAAGUAAUUCUCCAUUUUGAAUAAUGUUCCAUUAUCAGUAAUAAAGUUGCAUUGUAUUCCAAUGGUUAUCAUCCUCCUUGUCUACAGGGUCAGCUUGAGUGACGGCACUGAGAGUGAGAACAGCUCAGCCCCCUCUCCCCACUCUCGACACGAGCCCCCGCCUUUACUAAACACCAGUAAUAACCAGGUAAGACCAAUACGAUUAUAAACAGUAGGUUUAUUUAGCAGACUCUUUUAAAUACAUCUUCUGUUGUCAGAGGACCAUUUCUUACAUCUGGUUUCACUAUGUUAUCAGUCAAAUUAACUGGUUUCCCUGAUGUUCAAUAUUGUAGACACAUUUUUCAAAUCCUAGAGCAGCUAAAUAUUACCCAAACGGAAUUGAACAAAUACGUUUUUUUCGCUUAUGUAAAUCGUUUUAUGUAAAUGCUUUGGGGGUAGGAAACCUUUGUUCCUCAUGAUGAAACUGAACACUGUUAUUGGUUUUAGACACUGCUUCUAGGGAAACCUCAGUCUUAUUAGCAUCCUGUAAUUCCCAGGAUGCAUUUCCCUCGUGCGCCAGCCACAAUGCUACUCGUAAAUUACAGUUGUGUAAAGGUUAAACAAAGCAGCGGGUUUACCAGCGGGUAUGUAUGGUAAUUCCUUAUCUGGGUCGUAUUCACUAGGAACGAAAUGAAAGGAAACUGGUCAAAACUGUGAGGGGCCUACCUGAACUUGUCUAAGAAACGCUUGUUUUCCAUUGCGAAACGUAUUGCUACGUUGUGUACUGAUGAAUACAACCCUGAUGUCUCGCAGAUAAUGGAGGUGAAGAGCCCCAUUAAGCAAACGAAGCAGGAUAAGAAUAAAAACAUUGACUGUGACAAGGUGAGUAGCUUCCUUGUGGUUGGGUUUUACAAAGAUAAGGUCAUAUCAGUGUAAUUGAAUGGCUGUGUAGCCAGGACAUUUGUUGUAGUCAGGACAUGGGCUCCCGAGUGGCGCAGUGGUCUAAGGCACUGCAUCUCAGUGCUUGAGGCGUCACUACAGACCCCCUGGUUCGAUUCCAGGCUGUAUCACAACAGGCCGUGAUUGGGAGUCCCAUAGGGCGGCGCACAAUUGGCCCAGCGUUGUCCGGGUUUGGCCGGUGUAGGCCGUCAUUGUAAAUAAGAAUUUGUUCUUAACUGACUUGCCUAGUUAAAUAAAGGUAAAAUAAAUAAAUACAAAUGUGCAGUCCUAAACUGAAGAAGUCUCUGCGGUCACCAAGGCUCUUGCGAAUAGACAGGAGACAGUCUUCCUGAUAAUCAUGACUUGGCCCAGUUACUCUUCUUGUCAUAGUCCCAGAUGGUGUGAAUAGGUAACAGACCUCGAUCAAAUACACACUUUAAAGUUUGAGGUUUGCUUGAGUUUGCACUUUUGGGACAAUUCAGUUGGCACCAUUGUCAUCACAGGCAAAUUCAAUCAAACCACGGCUCACGUACAUGACAUAAUCCAGAUUUGACCCAGUUCAAAAAGGUCUUGUUUAGUUGAACUCCCCCCAUGCUGAUGGGCCGUGCUUUCCGUCUCUCUCUCAGGCUUACCUGGAUGAGCUGGUGGAGCUACACAGACGACUGAUGACGCUGAGAGAGCGGCACAUACUACAACAGGUGAGGUCCGAUAGUGUGUUUUUUUGUGUGGGUUUGUUGUACAUGUGUUCUCGGAGGACAAACCUGUACGUUUGUAGUUCAUGUUUGCAUGGAAGAUGUCGCUUGCUAGGGUCGUUUUGUUUGGACUGCAUGCUGUAUCUGUUACUCAGCACAUUAUAAUUGAGGACUUCAUACAGGUGUCUGGCAAUUAUUAAUUAUUUGGUUAGCCUUUUUUCCACUCCAUCUAAAAGCACACGUCCUCUUGCUUAUGUUCACAAGGCCUAUCAUAUGACCGCAUUAAUGGAGAUUCCCAGCCGCCGUUGCCAUGGAGCGGCCUCGCUCUCCUAAUGAAAAGUUUGGUUCUGUGCAUUGGUGGAAAAACUCAUCCCCACACAACAUCAGCGAGCCGAGCAUUAACUCAUGGCAUAAUCAAGCUAAUCUUCAGAGCGCUUGGAGAGUUCAGAGCGUCAUAGCGGUGUUUCACAUACUCGGAAUAUGAGACAUGGGAAUUAUUAACUUUCCAACCUCCCAACGCUAUUUUUCCUCCCCAUCUCUCUUUUUGGGAAAACACAAAUUAGAAAAUGGGCUUUUGCCAUUGUAGAGUAAUUCUUUUUUAUGUUAAAUUUUUUUUUUUUUGAAGAAUCAAGAAAAUGUGGACUGUUUAUUUUCAAUAUAAAUUCAUCUGUAGUAUCCGCCAAAAUGCUGUCCUACCCGACCAAAACCAGGUCCGGAAAUCUUGGUGUGGUUCCCUCUCCCCGGAUACAGGUGGGGGAGAAGAGGGGUGUUGCGACUCGGCUUGCAAGCAUCUGAGUUCUAUCUUCCAUGUCAUAACAAUUGGCGGUCUCCCUGCACUCCUGGUCCAGCCGGCGCUCAGGGAGGGAGGACGAGAAAUGCGUUCCACAUGGAGGCCCAACCGGUGCUUUGUAGUAUGAAACGGAUCAGGCUAGGGUCACCCAUUACGUUACAACACCGCCACGGCUUCACAGACACACCGGAGUUCCCGUAAUCACCACGAGAGAGACACAUAUACACACACACUUCCCUAUCGGAGGAGAGCUGGAACCAAUAAGACACCAGCCAAGGAAAAAGCAGAUUUCCCAUUAGGGCCUCUCCCGCUCUGAUACAGGGUUCCACAUGCAAGGAGUGCGGUGGGGUGAAUUAGGGGGUCCCCAUUCCAAAUUCGGUGUAGUAAAAACCAACACUAGCCCACCCACCGCUCAAUGACGCUUCCCACAAAUUUGUUUUGAAUUAGUCUAUUGUGUGUGUGGUCCAACAUUGUGUCUGACUAGGCUGCUCCCUGACACCGUACAGGGCGGAAACUCUGCUGCUGGUCAAUAUACACAGAGUAUACCAAACAUUAGGUACAACUUCCUAAUUUUGAGUUGCACCCCCUCUUUGGCCCUCAGAACGGCCUCGAUUCGUCGGGGCAUGGACUCUACAAGGUGUCAAGCGUUCCACAGGAAUGCUGGCCAAUGUUGACUCCAAUGAUUCCCACAGUUGUGUUAAGUUGGCUGGAUGUCCUUUGGGUGGUGGACCAUUAUUCAGACACACAGGAAAAACCCAGCAGCGUUGCAGUUCUUGACACAAACCGGUGUGCCUGGCACCUACUACCAUACCCCGUUCAAAGGCACUUAAAUCUUUUGUCUUGCCCAUUCACCCUCUGAAUGGCACACAUACACAAUCCAUGUCUCAAUUGACUCAAGGCUUAAGAAUCCUUCUUUAACUUGUCUCCUCCCCUUCAUCUACACUGAUUUUUGAAGUGGAUUUAACAAGUGACAUCAAUAAGGGAUCAUAUCUUUCACCUGGUCAGUCUGUCAUAGAAAGAGCACUACUACUUUUUUACUAGGAGAACAUGCAUGGAAUGAACGUUUCUGUUUAUGUUGAAUGUGGAAGAUUUAACAAAGAAAUGUGUACAAUUCCUCCGUACUUGCUAGGAUUAGGGUUUACAUACUGCAGUCUGAGUGUUUUGUUGAUUUUCUAUCUGUGCCUUCUUUCGCCUCACAGAUAGUGAACCUCAUCGAGGAGACUGGACACUUCCACAUCACAAACACCACUUUUGACUUUGACCUCUGCUCCCUGGACAAAACUACGGUGCGGAAGCUCCAGAGUUACCUGGAAACGUCUGGGACGUCA
This is a messenger RNA of Coregonus sp. 'balchen', 22708 nucleotides long. The record is from the annotation of a GenBank genome assembly. NCBI's taxonomy places the organism in Eukaryota, Metazoa, Chordata, Actinopteri, Salmoniformes, Salmonidae.